AUGGGCAACGACAUCGAAGCAGCCCCGCAUACGACACGGAUCAGCGAAGAUGCCAACUCGUUGAAAUCAUCGGCCCAUGUGGGUAGAGAGGAGCUUGCAGACAUCGUUCCCCCACACGACAGCUACGAAGGCCGGCAUCGCUUCGACCCCCAUGCGAGCUGGAGCGUGGAGGAAGAACGUCGUGUUCUUGAUCGCGGAAAUCUAUCGAAUGCACUUGCGGAUAAUCUUCUGAACGAUCUUGGUCUGACUUCUGAUGAUUACAACAAUGGCACGACCAUACAACUGAUUUGCUUCCUUGCUGCCGAGUUUCCGGUCCAGUUUCUCACCAAGCGAUAUGGUUUCAAGUACAUCCUUCCAACUAUGAUGUUAGCCUGGGGAACUGCAUCUUGGGGCCAGGCAUGGAUGCACGACCGGACUUCAUUCUAUCUGGGUCGCGCAGCCAUUGGACUUUGUGAGGGUGGUUUCAUCCCUGGUGUUAUCUUGUUUGCGACCUACUUCUACAAGUCCAAGGAGCUUUCCAUACGUCUUGCAGCCUUCUGGUCGACACUCAACAUCGCUCGUGUUAUCUCCGCAUUGCUCGCAGCCGGGAUUCUGGAAAUGCGCGGUGUCGGUGGGAAGCCUGGCUGGUUUUGGCUCUUCCUCCUUGAAGGUCUCUUAACGGUUGUCAUUGCCAUAUUGUCGUUUUUGUACCUACCCGCAGCGCCGACAUCAACAACGAACGUGCUUUGGCGUAAGGGCUGGUACACCGAGCGGGAAGAGAUCAUUAUGGUAAACCGCAUCCUUCGAGACGAUCCAGCAAAAGGCCUUACGGCUCUCAAAGAGCCUGCCACGUUCAAGGACAUCCGUGCGGCAUGGUCUGACUCCUCCAUGUGGGGUCUAUACUUCAUCGGCCUCGUUGCUUACAUUCCUGCCUCCCCAGUGCAAGGCUACCUUACGCUUACACUAAAACGUCUCGGCUUCAGCACAUUUGACAGUAACAUGUUGACUAUCCCAUCCGCUGCGCUGCAAGUCAUUACCAUGCUAGCCCUAGCAUAUUCGAGCGAUUACUUCAACGAACGCACGUUCCACUGCAUUUUUGGCGAGUUCUGGAUCAUGCCACUCCUUAUCGCCCUUCUGACGCUACCCGACGGAGGCCGCGAAUGGGGCCGCUUCUCUCUAAUUACGUUGAUCUCCGGUUACCCAUAUUUCCAUCCUUUGGUCUCGUCCUGGAUCUCGGAAAAUACAUUCGACGUCAAGAAGCGUGCGAUUACGGCCGCAACGUACAACGUUAUUGUGCAAAUUGGAUCUUUGAUCAGUUCACAAAUCUACCGUAAAUACGAUGGUCCGUACUACAAACAAGGCAACUCAGUGCUAGUGGCGAUCUGCGCAUUGAGUGUUAUCACCUUCCUCGUUCAGCGAUGGGCCCUGGUACGACUGAACAAGAAGAAGCAAGAGAAGUGGGAGCAAAUGACUUCGGAAGAGAAGGCUGUCUACCAAGCAGACAUUGCCGCGCGUGAGAAGGACGGCAACAAGCGGCUGGACUUCAGGUUCACGGUCUAG
Alternaria burnsii is the source of this 1539-nucleotide messenger RNA. RefSeq names its product mfs general substrate transporter. Gene Ontology annotation, biological process: transmembrane transport. The transcript has 4 exons. Bases 1 to 1539 code for a protein of 512 amino acids. NCBI's taxonomy places the organism in Eukaryota, Fungi, Ascomycota, Dothideomycetes, Pleosporales, Pleosporaceae. The record is from RefSeq and is a predicted model, not a curated record. Gene Ontology annotation, cellular component: membrane. Gene Ontology annotation, molecular function: transmembrane transporter activity.